Terrapene triunguis (Three-toed box turtle) is the source of this 1284-nucleotide messenger RNA. RefSeq names its product solute carrier family 38 member 11 (gene SLC38A11). Gene Ontology annotation, biological process: amino acid transmembrane transport. Bases 109 to 1284 code for a protein of 391 amino acids. Gene Ontology annotation, molecular function: amino acid transmembrane transporter activity. The transcript has 11 exons. NCBI's taxonomy places the organism in Eukaryota, Metazoa, Chordata, Testudines, Emydidae. The record is from RefSeq and is a predicted model, not a curated record.
UUGGUUUGUAAACCUAGGACUAAAGGAGGAAACAGUGAUCUCCCAUCAGCUGGUUUUAAUGUUAUCAACUCUAUCAUAGGAUCGGGAAUAAUAGGAUUGCCUUAUUCAAUGAAGGAAGCUGGUUUUCCAUUAGGAGUAUUGCUUUUAGUUGGUGUUGCCUAUAUCACAGAUUAUUCCAUUAUAUUACUGAUUAAAGGAGGAAACCUCUCUGGUACAAACAGCUACCAAGAACUGGUCAAUAAAUCGUAUGGUUUUAUAGGAUACCUAAUUCUCUCAAUACUACAGUUUUUAUAUCCAUUUAUUGCCAUGAUUAGUUACAACAUAAUAACAGGAGACACUUUGACUAAAGUUUUUCAAACAAUUCCUGGAGUUGGUCCAGAUAACUUACUUACUUACCGCCAAGUCAUUAUUCUAUGUAUUACUAUCAUCUUUACCCUGCCUAUGUCUCUCUAUCGUGACAUAGCAAAACUGGCAAAGGUAUCUUUUAUUUCUCUGAUUUUAACAACUGUAAUCCUGAUCAUCGUGAUGAUAAGGGCAGCUACCCUUAGCCCACUGGUACCCAAAACAGAGAAUGCCUGGAUAUUUGCAAAGUCUAAUGCAAUACAAGCCAUUGGGGUGAUGUCAUUUGCAUUCAUUUGCCAUCAUAACAGCUUUUUAAUCUAUGGCUCUUUGGAAGAACCCACUCUGAGUAACUGGUCUCGCAUCACUCAUGUGUCUGUCUCACUCGCUCUGUUUAUCAGUGUGGUGUUUGCUGUAUGUGGAUAUGUGACAUUUACCGGCUACACAGAAGGAGAUAUAUUUGAAAACUAUUGCAGAGACGAUGCUCUUGCUACAUUUGGAAGGUUUUGCUAUGGAGUCACUAUAAUCCUGACUUUCCCCAUUGAAUGUUUUGUGACUAGAGAAGUAAUUGCCAAUGUGUUUUUCAGUGGGACCCUUACCACCAUUCUCCAUGUUGCUGUGACAGUAAUUGUUGUUGCUGUAGCCACAAGCAUAUCUUUAGUGUAUGAUUGCCUUGGAAUAGUUUUAGAGCUGAACGGGAUUCUCAGUGCUACUCCACUUGUUUUUAUCAUCCCAACAGCAUGUUAUCUGAAGCUGUCUGAAGAGCGCUGGAACCAUUCAGAUAACCUCAUAUCCGGCCUGAUUCUUACUGUUGGUGUGUUAGUGAUGACAGUUGGAUUUGUUAUGACUAUCUUGCAUCCCCAAGAAUGUAGCCAUGGAAAAGAAAUGGUCUACUGCUUCCCUAAUAAUGCCUCUCUUUACAACAGUACACUUCCACCUUUUUAG